AUGAAAAGCAAUGAUGACAAUGAGAAGUCAAAGGAAGAAAAGAAUACGUCUGCUCCGUCUAACUCACAGCAUUCGACCAAUCCGUCACUGUUUGCUAAUGUGAAAAUUGUUAACGAAGCCACGUCGCAAGGGAAAAAUGAAAAAAUCGAUGAUCAGAAAAUAUCAAAUGAACGGGACAAAAAUAUGCUGAGAGCGUUAACUUCACCUGGUGGUCGAUCUCCUGAAGUUUCCAGCAUACCAAUGUGUAAAACAGCUGCAAAAUCUAAGUCAGAGAGUCAUGUAUCCAGAUCUGAUGUGGUAACAGUUACAAUUAAAUCAACCAUAUCAUCGUUCAAACCCCUGAAGUUAGUGAUGAAGAAAACAACAAGUAUACGUGUGCUGAAGAACUAUUUGCAAUCACGACUUGGCGGCGCUCAUCAAAUAAUUCUCAUUCACGAUAAUAAGGAAUUAAAGAAUGAAGGCGGCACUCUGGCAUCAUUUGGUAUUACUUCGGGUAGUGUGUUGUGGUUGUUAGUAAAACCAAUGGCUGGUAAUAAUGAUCGUGAAGAGAUUGCAUCUUUAAUUCGAAUAUCUCAGUCGCUAGCUAAUCUGCGAAAUCUGAUUCGUUCUCUGCCAUCUGUUGACAGUUGUGAACCAACUUUUUCAGGAUCUGCUGAAUAUAUUGAAGUUACACCUUGCAAGGAAGCGGAGCAUGAACAGAUGCGAGAAAAAAUGAAAUUAUUGAUACAGCGGAGAGAAAAAUUUCGACGGAACAACGUAAAAGACUUGUCAGGAAAUGUGCAGCAAGAAAUUCAAGGAAUAUCCGCAAAAGAAGUAACCACUGAUAUACUAUCACAGUCACCAUCAUCAUGCAGUAAUUCUUGUACUACAUCCUCCAUAACUUUGUCACCAUCUAUUUCAAUUCCAAAGGGUACUGCUGACGUUGUAAACCAGAAGGAAUUAGCGACAUAUUUUGACCCACCAGAAACAAUUAAACAAAGGAAAUUUGAAGAUGAAGAAUUGUUUGAUGUCCCAUCAAAUGAAAGCGAACUACUUAAAAUAAAAGAUGAGAUAAAGAACAAGCGAUGUGGACUAUGUCGAAUAAAGUUGCAAAUAACUGAUAGAGAAAUGCAGUGCACAUGUGGCCAUGUAUUUUGCAGUAAACAUCGUAAUCCGCAGAUACACAGAUGCAGUAUCGAUUUAAAAUCAGUCGACCGAGAACAUGUCAGGACGGCACUACCAAAAUUAGUGCGAGACAUUCCAAAAUCAAAAAUAUAG
This is a messenger RNA of Brugia pahangi, 1257 nucleotides long. Lineage: Eukaryota; Metazoa; Nematoda; Chromadorea; Rhabditida; Onchocercidae. The record is from the annotation of a GenBank genome assembly.